UGCAUCCCUGCCUCUUCCGAGCCUCCCUUUGCUGGCAGCGAGCAUGGGUGGGAUGUUUCUGUAGGCUAAGUUCAUGUACAGGCGAGGUGUGAUUUUAUUAAUCAAAGCCAGAAAACCUCCAGAAGAACUGGCUGCGGGAAUUUUAUCAGGUCGUGCACACGCACAGGCCGCACUUCCUGGCCCUGCACUGCCAGGAGUUCGGAGGGAAGAACUAUGAAGCCUCCAUGUCGCACGUGGACAAGUUCGUCAGAGAGCUGCUGUCCGGUGAUGCGAUGAAAGAGUAUAACAGGGCGCGGGUCUACCUGGAUGAAAACUACGAGUCCCAGGAACACUUCACGGCACUAGGAAGCUUUUACUUUCUUCACGAAUCCUUAAAAAACAUCUCCCAGUUUGACUUUAAAGCCAAGAAGUAUAAAAAAGUCACUGGUAAGGAGAUCUACUCAGACACGCUGGAGAGCACGCCCAUGCUGGAGAAAGAGAAGUUUCCGCAGGACUACUUCCCCGAGUGCAAGUGGUCGAGGAAAGGCUUCAUCCGGACGAGGUGGUGCCUUGCGGACUGUGCCUUCGACUUGGUGAACAUCCAUCUUUUCCACGAUGCUUCCAACCUGGUUGCCUGGGAGACCAGCCCUUCUGUGUACUCGGGGAUCCGGCACAAGGCCCUGGGCUACGUGCUCGACAGAAUCAUCGACCAGCGAUUCGAGAAAGCGUCCUACUUUGUCUUUGGCGAUUUCAACUUCCGACUGGAUUCCAAGUCCGUGGUGGAGACUCUCUGCACAAAGGCCACGAUGCAGACCGUCCGGGCCGCCGACACCAACGAAGUCGUGAAGCUGAUAUUCCGAGAGUCGGACAACGACCGGAAGGUGAUGCUCCAGCUCGAGAAGAAGCUCUUCGACUACUUCAACCAGGAGGUCUUCCGGGACGACAACGGCACCGCGCUCUUAGAAUUUGACAAAGAGCUGUCUGUCUUUAAGGACAGACUGUAUGAACUGGACAUCUCGUUCCCUCCCAGCUACCCAUACAGUGAGGACUCCAGCCAGGGCAGGCAGUACAUGAACACCCGGUGCCCCGCCUGGUGUGACCGUGUCCUUAUGUCCCCGUCCGCCAAGGAGCUGAUUCUGAGGUCGGAGAGCGAGGAGAAGGUUGUCACCUACGACCACAUCGGGCCCAGUGUCUGCAUGGGAGACCACAAGCCCGUGUUCCUGGCCUUCCGCAUGGCGCCCGGGGCAGGGAAGCGAUGCCAGCGCCACGAGGGGACCCCCGGCGAGACCUCCCUGCAGCACGAGGAGCCACGUGCUCCGACAGCUGCAUCGACAGACCCGCCUGAGCGCCACUGCUAGACGGCCGGCCCCACACGUCGCUUCAGCCCGGACGGCGCUCCGGACAAGCCUCACAUACCUCACUGUCGUGUCUGCUCGUGUGACAUCAAGUAGAAACAUUGGGAUUUUUUAAAUAAGUCACAGUCCUGUUGCCAAAACUCUAAUAGACAGCAAAGAGAUUCUGCAUUUUAGACUUCACGGUUUUCGAUUUUUAAUCAUUGUCAGCGUGGAGGAGCUUCUCCGGCGUAGAAACCCCACAGGGCUCGGAGUCCCCUCCGUGGCGGGGCGGCCGGGGCUCUGCCGGCCAGCGGCGUGGCCUCGCUCUCACUUCUGGGGGCCCCUGUUCCCUGUUAGUCACAUGGUUUCUGAAUCACACUGCGGCUGCUUUCCAUUUUUAUAUAUAUAAAUAUAUAUAAAUAUAUACUUUUUAAAAAUAAUUUAUAAACCUUACCAAAACUUACGCUAAAUAUACUUUCCAGUAUGAACGCUUGAGUGUCAUAUCAGCAGGUAGAAUUGGUGUCUAGGGGUUUGGUUACAUGCACGUCAACACACAAAGCUAUAAAACAAGUACUACGACCCAGCAGAGACGUCAGGGGUCAGACCGACCACAGCACGUCCAUACGAGCAGCUGGAGACUCCUAGGCCUUUUUCUGUCUCAUAUUAAGAACUGAAUGUGAAGUUUAUAGCUCGCUCGGGUGUACCUUUUAAGAAUUUUGUAAACCGUUUUGUCUGUCUUUUGUUACUGUUCUAUGGUGCCAAGUAUUCUACAUAAAACAAUAAUAUCAUGGGAGAAAUAAAAAUAGCUAGUCUGCUUCCGAUAGAAACUGCUUGUAACGUGGCCUGUGUAUAAAAAUAUCCAGAGAAACAAGCUGUACGCGUCCUUGGACGCUGAACCUCUAACGACCUGUCGUAACCCUGCUGCACGUACUUGCUCCUGGCACCCGGCGGAGCCGUGAGAGGUGGUCCCAGGGCCCAUGGAUGAAACACAAACGAAUGUUUUAUUAACUUGCUUUAACACUACAGAACUCCUGGGCGGGGUGAAGGCGCUGGGUAGAAGCUUGCUUUAGAUAAAUCACAACCGUUGCAAGUGAGCUGGCGUCCACGUGCCGAACCUGUGUCCUUGACCGUACCGUCGGCGUCUGUGUCGAGCUGUGGUCGCCC
This is a messenger RNA of Globicephala melas (long-finned pilot whale), 2477 nucleotides long. It is a transcript of the gene INPP5A, whose product is annotated as inositol polyphosphate-5-phosphatase A. The record is from RefSeq and is a predicted model, not a curated record. Lineage: Eukaryota; Metazoa; Chordata; Mammalia; Artiodactyla; Delphinidae. Gene Ontology annotation, biological process: phosphatidylinositol dephosphorylation. Gene Ontology annotation, molecular function: inositol-polyphosphate 5-phosphatase activity.